UUGCAGACUGCAGAUGAGAGAGUCUGGAGCAGACACAGUUUUAACUUAGCCAUUCCUAAUUUAUCUCAAGCGUUUUCAAUUCAUCUUCACUGCUCUGUGCACACAGGAACACCAGAUUGCCAUCCCUGGGGAACAGAAUGCAACCGGGGAUCUAGAGAGCUGUCACAUUCCAAGAAAUAUUUAAAUUGUGCUGGUUUUCUUCUGGAGAGCUGAGCCCAGGGAAUGAAACUCUCCAUCCAGUCGUAGCUUUGCGGGCAAUAGAUCAGAGGAUAUUGCCAGUUUCCUAAUGGAUUAUUGUUAUCGGGCAGGUUUUCUCUGAAGAUUGUCACAAGAAACAGUUUCUACCACCUGCCUGAAUAAACUUUCAAGUGGACCUUGGAUCAGGUCUGUGAUCAGUUUUAUGUUUUAGAAAGUGUACGGCCUGCUGCUGGAUUUCUUUCUUUGUAGGAAUUGGAGAUCAGCCAGAUCAGUUGUGUGCACAGAGUUGCUUUGGAUCUGUCUCUUCAAACAGGAACUCCACAGAAUGCUACAGUAAGGUUGAAGCAUUAUUACAUUCUGGGUGUCUAUAGUUUUUAUACAGGACAGAUUAUGACAGCUUCUUCCUUAAGGAGAGGAUGUUUAAAUUUUACCAAAUGAAAUACAUUUUUCAAAUACUGGAUAAAAUGAGAUGCUUGCGAAAGCGUUCUACAGUGUCGUUCUUGGGCGGUCUUGUCGUUUUCCUUCUAUUCAUGAACUUGUACAUUGAAGAUAGCUAUGUUCUGGAGGGUGAUAAGCAACUCAUACGGGAAACAUCCACACAUCAACUUAAUUCUGAACGCUACGUUCACACUUUCAAGGAUUUAUCAAACUUCUCAGGAACCAUAAAUGUGACCUAUCGCUACCUAGCUACCACGCCUUUACAGAGAAAGCGUUAUCUCACAAUUGGACUUUCAUCAGUGAAAAGAAAAAAAGGGAACUAUUUACUUGAGACCAUCAAGUCAAUUUUUGAACAGUCAAGCUAUGAAGAACUAAAGGAAAUUUCAGUAGUGGUGCAUCUAGCAGAAUUUAAUUCAUCCUGGCGUGAUGCCAUGGUCCAAGAUAUUACACAAAAAUUUGCUCAUCAUAUUAUUGCAGGAAGAUUAAUGGUUAUUCACGCUCCUGAAGAAUAUUAUCCAGUUCUGGAUGGUCUUAAAAGAAAUUACAAUGACCCAGAGGAUAGAGUCAGAUUUCGUUCCAAGCAAAAUGUAGAUUAUGCUUUUCUGCUGAAUUUUUGUGCCAAUACUUCAGACUAUUAUGUAAUGCUUGAAGAUGACGUUCGGUGUUCCAGAAAUUUCUUAACUGCCAUCAAGAAAGUCAUUGCAUCCUUAGAAGGAACGUACUGGGUGACUCUUGAAUUCUCUAAGCUUGGCUACAUUGGUAAACUCUAUCAUUCUCAUGAUCUCCCACGUCUGGCUCAUUUUUUAUUAAUGUUUUAUCAAGAAAUGCCUUGUGAUUGGCUAUUGACUCAUUUCCGAGGUCUACUGGCUCAGAAAAAUGUGAUCCGAUUUAAACCUUCUCUCUUUCAGCACAUGGGCUAUUAUUCAUCCUACAAAGGAACGGAGAAUAAACUGAAGGAUGACGACUUUGAAGAGGAGUCAUUUGACAUCCCUGAUAAUCCUCCAGCAAGUCUGUACACCAACAUGAACGUCUUUGAAAACUACGAAGCGAGCAAAGCUUACAGUAGUGUUGAUGAGUACUUUUGGGGAAAGCCGCCAUCAACAGGAGACACAUUUGUUAUUGUAUUUGAAAAUCCAAUUACAAUUAAAAAAAUUAAAGUGAAUACUGGAACAGAAGAUCGACAGAAUGACAUUUUGCAUCACGGAGCUCUAGAUGUUGGGGAAAAACUUAUGUUUAGUAAACAAAUUAGACAAUGUGAUACUUACUUGAGACUAGGGGAAUUCAAAAAUGGAAACUUUGAAAUGUCAAAUGUGAAUCAGAAAAUCCCAUUUGACAUACACUGCAUGAGGAUAUGUGUCACCAAAACUCAAAAAGAAUGGCUGAUAAUUAGGAGUAUCAGCAUUUGGACUUCCUAGCCAAGAAAAUUAGUAUAAUGAGUUUCUGAAGCAAAUCUUCCUGCUUCAAAUUUUGGAAUCUUCCUCUUUUGCUACUUUUGUCUUUUGGAGGGAAUGAUGUGAUGUGUUACAAGAAAAGUGAAUCAUCUCAGCAGUUCUGACUGUAGUUUUACUAAACACACCUUUGUAUCUUUUAUUUUUACCUUUGUUGUUGAACACCAUUCUGUAGUUAAAGGCCACUUUCAUUCAUAUAUUUAAAGGUUCAGAGCUCCAAAUUUAAAUCAAUUGCCAAAAGAGUGAUUUAAAAGACUUAAAAUGAGAAAAUUCUUUGUGAUAUAGUAAUUAAUUAAAAUACAGUUGCCAGCAGUACACACUUAUCAAUGAAUUGAGCAUUUAUUAUAUGAUUAGACACCUUCUUACUAAGAAUCUCUGAGAAUAUGCAGUUGGUUGCAAUCAUAAACUGGGAUAUUUUUCUUAUAAAUUUAGGUUUUCAUUGAGUGAUGUAUUUCUACAAUUAAUACCUCCUCCUAGAAGUGGUGUCUUUACAACAGAAUAAAAUUGUGUAAGUAAGACUAUGGAAAAACAGACUUAACAGUUGUCAUUCCUCUGGAUAUUUAUAUGAAAAAAUAUUGUUCAUUGUUUUAAACAUUUUAUUGAGCACUUAUGGUUAAUAAUUUUUCUGUGGGGAGAAGUCUAUUUCUAACUUCUCUUUUGAAAAAAAAUAGUUUAGUAUUUUAAGGUUAUGUUGAAUACCUGUAAUUAACAGACAAAGAGAGAUGACCUAUAGUAAAUCCAAUCAUACAAACAUUUUCAAUAUAUGCAGAAAAAUUGAAAUUGAUCUUACAUUUUUGAAUCAAAAUUCAUGUAAUUGAAAUUGUUAUUUAUCAUAUUCUGGAGAGAAUAAAGGAAUAUCUUAUGUGAGAGAAAAGUUAAAGCUAUAGAAAACAGUAGAUUUUUUUUUUAUAGCCAAUGAGCUACUUUUUAACAAAGCCAAAAUGAAGGAUUUUAUUUUUGUUCUGACUGCUAGACAACACUCUACUAUCUAGAAAUUUCUCUUCCAGAAUUAAUGGUUUCUGUUCUCUCUUUUCUUCCUUCUUCUCUUUCUUUUCUCUUCUUUCAUGUAUGUAUGUAUUUAUUCAUCUAAUGUUUAUUUGUUUUUGCCUGCUUGUCUAUGAAUGCUACCUGUGCGCAGUGGCUGUGGAAGCCAGAAAAGAGUUUUAGAUAUCCUGAAACUUAAGUUAGAGGCCAUUGUGAGAUAUGGGUGCUGGGAACCAAACCAGUACCCUUUUUAAGAGCAACAAAUGCUCUUAACCACCGAGCCAUUACUCCAGUCCCAUAUGUUAUGUGUCUUAUUUAGGUUUCAGACUAUCUUAAAUUAGAUAACAAACUUGGCCCAUAAAGUAUAUUAUGAUGUCAUGUGAUGAUUGUGAAGUGUUUUAAUUGAUGUUUUUAUGUUAUGUGCAUACAAAUAGUAAUGAAAGCUUAUUAUGGAUAAGUCAAUUUUCUCUAUCUUUCCAUAAAAGAAAUUCAAGACACCACAGUGUGUUCUGAAUACAUUGUGUUUCAGAAUUUACUCGUGGUCAUAUCCUAUUUACAGUUUGAUAAGCAAGCAAAUGAAGUGAUUUAUAAUGAAAAAAAAUGGGAUGUUUCAUAUGAAUGUGUUCGUGGAUACAAUGAAAUGUAGAUUGAUAUAUAUAUAUUAUAUAUAUAAGUUAUAUAUAUAUAAUAUAUAUAUGGUGAUCCUCUUGCAAACACACAUAUAUGUGUGUUUGUCUGUGUGUAUGUGUGUAUAAUGUGUGUGUCUGUAUGUGUGUUGCAUAAAGACUCUAUUUAUGAUACUAAAAAAAAGAAAAAAAGGAGAUUUGUGUCUGCUAUUCUUUCUAUCAUAAAAUAUAACCUUGGGAUUUAUAUAGUCCAAAAGACAUUAGGUUGUUUUAUUUCAUUUAUUCUGUCAAAAACAAUUAAAUUAGAAAAUCUAAGCAUCAGAAUUUUUGUUCUUUUCUUGACAGAGCCACUAUUACAUAACUUGUCACAUUUAUUUUCUGCAGUUCUAGGAAAGAUGUUACCUUUUCUUAAACAUGUAAAUGUGAAUAAUUUGGGAAAUAUUUAAUUUGAACUUGUGAGAAAAUAUAAACACUGUCAUGAAACUAUCUACAUUUUGGAUUGAGUGAUAAUUGCCAUAAGCUUACAAAUAUUCUACUUUCCUGAUCUCUCAGGCUCUUUUUAUUAACUGACUGGCUAUGGAGUGUUCUCCCUCUAUCUCAGAACUCACAGUAAUGGCUUUCUGCAUUUCUGGUUAUUAAAAGCACAUAACUAUAUUCAAGUGGUGUAAAAUAUUAAAAUCAAAAAUGAUUUCUUGCACUGAGCUGUAUGCUUGUACACAUUGACCACUGCAAGUGAGAUUCCAAAGGGCAUCUACUAUUAUAUGUAAUUUUCUGGAAAAUGAUUUAGUAAAGACUGACCAGGGUAAGAGGUUGAGGUUGGAGGUCUGCUGGGGGAUGUAAAGGAAGUCACAUUUUAUCUUAAGGUCCCUUCAUUACUAAAACUGACAUUAAAUAAGCUACAACCACCCCGGGAGGUUUCUAUGUUUUCUUUACAAGUGUUACUGGGUUAACUUACCUUCUUUCUUGAUUUUAUUUUAUAUGUUUAUUUUAAUUGUUAUUAUUUUAUGUGUAUGGGUGUUUUGUAUGCAUGUAUGUCUUUGUACCACAUGUACACCUAGCGUGUGAGAAUUUCAGAAAACGGAAUCAGGUCUUCUGAAACAACAGUUAUGGCUAGUUAUGAGGCACCAUGAUGCACCUGUUGACUAAACACAUCAGCUACGAGAGCAACCGGUGCUCUGAACUACUGACCAUCUCUAGCCAACCAUUUUCUUUCUUUGACCUAUGCUUUUUUUUUUUCUUUCAGCAUACCAAAUACUAGGUCUCAUUACAAUUGAGGGGAAGGAGUGGGAUAUAGUUGUCCCAUUAAAUGCUGGGAGGCCACAGUUUUCUUAUUCUUUACAUGUUGAUAACCUAUGCACCUAUAUUAAUCAGAUCCUAUUAUAAAUGAAGCUUCUCUAAUUAGGAUUAUGAGAUACACACACAAAAAAAAAUUUGAGUCAGUUACAUCUUGAUUUCUCAAUAACCUAGAACCAAACCAUGUGAUGUCUUCAACAACUUAUGACCAAGUUAUGGAGGGUAUGGGACUGUCUCUGACACGAACUCAGUGGUUGGCUCUUUGACCACCCUCGUCCCUGAGGGAGGAAUAGCCUUGGUAGACCACAGAGCAGGACACUGCAGCCAGUCCUGAUGAGACCUGAUAAGUUAGGGUCAGAAGAAAAGGGAAGAGGACCUCCCCUACCAGUGGACUUGGAGAGGGGUAUGGGAGGAGAAGAGGGAAGGUGGGACUGGGAGGGAAUGCCGGAGGGGGUUGCAGCUGGGAUACAAAUCAAAUAAGAUGUAAUUAAUGUAAAAAAAAUAAAAAUUUAAUUAAAAAGAAAUAAAGGAAAAAACAGGGCAUUUUUCACUGAAAAAAAAAAAGAAUCUGUAAUGUUUAGGUUAUCUAUAAGACAACACUGACUAACUCAAAAAUAGGUAACCCCUAUCUGGAACCGGUAUUUUAAUUUGAUAAUCUAUGAUGUCUGAGAGAGACACCCCAUGAUAGGGCAACUCCUUUUAAAUUUCUUUUGUAUCUACAUAUCUAUAUUUUAAGAACAUUCUACAGUAGUAGGCUUUCAUAUUGCAUUUUAAAAGUCUUGUGAUAAAAUCUGACCUCCCUUCUUCUGACAUGUGCUAAUCGGUUUCAUUAUUUCCUUUAUCCCUUCAUACUGCCUGCAUUCCACUAUUCCAUUCCACGUCCUUUGAAGUCUCAUAUUCCUACAUGGAUGAGCACAUAUCUCUGAAGCAGAAUAUUAAAACCUUUCUGAUCUCUUUCAAAAUGAAAAUCGAACGAAACUUUCCCUAUGCAACUCAAUACCAUGUUCUGUAUACUAAAAUGUGCUAAGUCCUAAGCAAUGUUAUCAUAGAGGCAUAGAGCCAAAAUUAUGAGGAUUUAUCUAUAUUCAAUCUGUUAAACCUCAUGUGAUACUUUUCUUCAUAGUGAUAUGAGUGUGUGUACAUGAUGGGUAUAUCUUUAGCCUAUAUGCACAUAAACAUACACAGAUUAUUUUCCUUACUGAUAAUACCUAUUGAAAACAAUGCUUUUGAUUGUCAUUAAAACAAGAUAUGAAGAGAUAUUUCAAAUACAAAUUUGAAUACAACAUAAGAUUUUUAUAGAAAUUUAAUAGGACACAAAUGUUUUAGUGCUGUGGUGGGGUCCUGGAAACCUGACUAGGCUGACCAGGGACAGACUCACAGACAUAUAUACAGAGAAGUUAGAGGCAGAUGUUUCUUUAUUAGAGACAGCUUAAUGAGGAAGAGAUGAGUUAGUGAGAUAAGUAGGCAGUGUCUGCAGGGGAGCAUGGUCUAGUUGCAGGUAUACGGAGAAAGCUAUGGUUGGUAGUUUCUUUACACGUUGGUAUUAGCUAAAGGUAAUCUUUUUAUUGGAUGAAAAUUAAGCUUUGCUAUUCCCUCAGGUAAGGCGUUUCCAUUCCCCUGGAUAUGAGGCAAUGGGUUCCUGACAUGGAUAUAACUGUAAUACUCAUGUCAACAAUAAGUAUUCACCCAGUACUUCCUUUACUCCCUACAAUUUAGCACUAAACUUCUGUAUGUAAACAUUUCCAGCAUUUAUGAAAUAAAAGAAAAGCAUAUAAUACAUCACAAUAAAAUGUUGAAAAUAUAGUUUUGGGAAAAUACACACUGGAGCAGCCAUAAAAACAUUGCAUAAAAAACUUACCAUCAAAUGUUAAUAAAAAACCCUUAUAUUCUCAUUUUAAACCAUAUUUUCAAACAAAUUAUAAAAUAGAUAUUUCCCAGGUAUGAAAAUAUGAUUUAAAACCAGUGUAUCAUUUAGAUCUAUUUCUCUUCAUGCAGCUAGAGUUAUGAAAUUUGCACAUUCUUUAUUGGACAAAUUCAGCUUAAUAAUGAUGGUAUAUAAAUUCUAUGACCUAUCAUAAUGAUUUAAAUGAAGCAAACAAUAUAAAUUACCCAAUAAAGAAAACAUCUAUCUCCUCUUCUAGAUGUCCCUGUGAUAUCCUUUAUUCAAAAUCUGUCAUUUAAUAAAAACUUUCUUCAAAACAUAACUCAAAGGAUUAACAAAUGGAUCUCUGCACACUUUAAUAAGU
Molecule: messenger RNA, 7233 nt
Organism: Meriones unguiculatus (Mongolian gerbil)
Lineage: Eukaryota; Metazoa; Chordata; Mammalia; Rodentia; Muridae
Gene: Mgat4c
Product: MGAT4 family member C
Exons: 8
Coding region: 615-2051 (478 amino acids)
Biological process (GO): protein N-linked glycosylation
Molecular function (GO): acetylglucosaminyltransferase activity
Source: RefSeq, a predicted model, not a curated record